Molecule: messenger RNA, 2535 nt
Organism: Monopterus albus (swamp eel)
Lineage: Eukaryota; Metazoa; Chordata; Actinopteri; Synbranchiformes; Synbranchidae
Product: RNA-binding protein MEX3B
Exons: 4
Coding region: 362-2332 (656 amino acids)
Molecular function (GO): RNA binding
Source: RefSeq, a predicted model, not a curated record
UUAAACGUUGCGUUUCAGCUGCGGUCUCCCUGGCGACAUGCAGGAUGAUGACCCAGUGACACUCCCAGGGAUACGCUUUGACUCUCCAGACCGAGAAAAUACAAUAGUGCCCCCCUUUCGUCUUAAACGCUUUUCUCCUACGUCCCCCGUUUAGCGUGCUAGUAAGCUAGCCUGCUAGCUCCUAGCGCUGCACAGCACAGGUCUCCUCCUCCUCCUCCUCCUGGCUGCUACUCGUCUUUCCCUCAAGAGCUGGGCGACAAGCGAAGACAGGAGCUCGUCGACAAAAGCAAGAUAAAAAGUGGGUGAGAUUACUCCCAACAAACAGGCAUCCGUGAUCUGAUGUGAGAUCCACGGAGAGACUAUGCCUAGCCCUUUAUUCCACCCCGAGAUUAUGGACCACGACGUGGUGAUCAGCAGCCAGCACAGCGGAGUCGGUCUGCCCCGAGAAACGGACCAGGAGUCCCGGGAAGAGGACCACCAAGAGGCUCUCCGCUUCGCCCUGGACCAGCUGUCACUCAUGGCCCUGGAGAAGGUAGAAUGUGGGGGUGGCGGUGGUAGCGGAGGCGGCGGGCUGGUCGACACAUUGGAUGGGACACAGGGUCCGGGCUCUGAGAGCUGCAACGGUGUGGGUGGAGGGGGAUACGUGGACCUACAGAUGCUUGAACAUCCCAGCGGUUCCCGGGAUUCGCCGACAUCCUGCUCUCCAUCCCCGGAAUACUACGGCUCGGGUGGGUACCACAUGGCCGGCUCGCACCCCAUGCUCCACGGGGAACAAAGCUCCGUCCUCUGCAGCAGGAAGAGAAGUGUCAACAUGACAGAAUGUGUGCCUGUGCCGAGCUCUGAACAUGUGGCCGAGAUCGUAGGGAGACAAGGUUGUAAGAUCAAGGCCUUGCGUGCCAAAACAAAUACCUAUAUAAAGACUCCAGUGAGGGGCGAGGACCCUGUGUUUAUAGUGACAGGUCGCAGGGAGGAUGUAGAGAUGGCCAAACGUGAAAUUGUCUCUGCGGCUGAGCAUUUCUCUAUGAUCCGGGCAUCUCGCUGCAAAGCAGGAGGACCUGGAGGAGGCGGCUCUCUUCCUGGACCACCACACCUCCCCGGACAGACCACCAUACAGGUGAGGGUGCCCUACAGAGUGGUUGGUUUAGUUGUUGGACCAAAGGGGGCAACUAUCAAGCGCAUCCAGCAGCAGACUCACACCUACAUUGUGACACCCAGUCGAGAGAAAGACCCAGUGUUUGAGGUGACUGGGAUGCCGGAAAACGUGGACCGAGCGAGAGAGGAGAUUGAGACCCACAUCACACUGCGAACUGGAACCUUUGUGGACCUGCAGGGAGACAAUGACUUCCACACCAAUGGCACUGAUGUCAGUCUGGAAGGCCUAGGUUCCCUGAGUGGAGGGCUGGGGGCAUCUCUGUGGUCCAGGGCUACCAGCCACCAUUCUGCCCCCCCUCCUCCUCCACCUUCCCCUCCUCCCACUCUUCCCAUGUCCAUGCACCACUCGUCCAGCCGGAAGAUGUCCUCUUCAGUCCCAUAUCACACGCACAAUGGUGGGAUGAGCUCUGACAGCUUCAGCACCACUCGCAAGGCCAAUGAGGGAGGCAGCCCCACUAGUCCUUUUAGCACAGGCUCCAGCAGUGCUGGGGCAGGAUUCACUUUUGGUGGUGACUCCACCCCAGGGCUGCCGUCCUCAGAGGAACUAGGCUUUGAGUUCAGUGCUUCCAACAUCUGGGCACCUUUCAUCAAUGGCGGAGCAGGCAGUAAGACGGCCAGCUCCUCGCAGCAGCAGCCUCUACGUCGUAACAGCAGUGGCCUCAGCGGUGGUGCCAUCACUCCACGAUUGUCUCCAACUCUGCCUCAGGACACGGGUGUGGGACCCCUGGAUCACCCACUAGCUCGUCGUGCACAGAGCGACCCCCUUAGCACUCUCUCCUGGCUACAGUCUGGCAGUGCAGGAAGUGGUUCCUUCUCUGGAGCGUCCAGCUCCAGCUCUGGUGGCUCGUCGACCGGUUACUCCUCCUGCUCGGCCUCCUCCCUUCCCGGUGGCUCUCCCACCGACUCCGAGGGAGGCAGCAGUGGCGUGGGCAUCAGCUCUGGGAUGCUGAGCCGUCUGAAAAGUGGCUCUGGCCCCGGGGUUGCCGCCCUGGUCGGUGUCAGCCCUGGGGUCAACAGGGACUGCUUUGUGUGUUUUGAGAGUGAGGUGACAGCAGCCCUGGUGCCUUGUGGCCACAACCUGUUCUGUAUGGAGUGUGCCGGGCAAAUCUGCCAGUCAGCUGAGCCAGAGUGCCCCGUGUGCCACACCCCCACCACACAGUGCAUCCGCAUCUUCUGCUAAUGCCCCAGGUACGGGGUAGGGGGUGAAAUAUAAAGAAGGGACAGGAAGAAGACUGAAGUGGGGCACCAGCUGUGGCAGAGGAUUCACACUAAAAACCUACACACACAAUGGACCAGAAUACAUGCAUUAAUAGAGAUGGUGAUGAUACUUGUUGAUUUAUUGCUGGUAACUGUUAAGAUUAAUAAUAAUAAUAAUAAUGACAA